AUGAUUUGUAAAAUAGAUGUUCUUUAUAGAUACUUUACAAAAUCACAUGCAGUAUUUCACUUUUUAGAUAAUGCAAUUAAAGUCUUGCAAAUUAAAGAUGGAACUUUAAAAAGUCAUACAAAAACUCAUUGGUCUAUAAU
Molecule: messenger RNA, 140 nt
Organism: Dentiscutata heterogama
Lineage: Eukaryota; Fungi; Glomeromycota; Glomeromycetes; Diversisporales; Gigasporaceae
Source: the annotation of a GenBank genome assembly